CCAGGGGUUGACUCCACCCCCCAAAAAGCACCGUGCGCCUGGACGGGCGGCACGAAGGGCUCUGCGGGAUCGGCGUCUCCCUGCGAGUAGGCGGGCCGGCAAUGCGCAUGCUCUCUGAGAGCCGGCGACGGCGCGACAGCACCCCGCCAACAGCCCCGGCGUGGUUUAAAUCUGGCGCCUCGUUUGCUGAUUAGCCAGAUCUCGUCGCCAGCAUCCUCAAAGCAAGCGCGUUGGUGUCACACAAGCAGCCAGUCAGCAAAAAGCUUCUUCCGGCAGACGCACCAAUAGCUAGGGGCGGUGGCGCUGUCCAAUGAGCAGGACCCUACUUGGCGGGAGGUUAUAAAAACCCCGGGCCCGGCAUCUCCAGUUGCAGCGGUUCAGCAGCGGAGGGAGACGCCAUGUCCGGCCGUGGCAAAAGCGGCGGUAAGGCCCGUGCUAAGGCCAAGUCUCGCUCGUCCCGGGCUGGGCUGCAGUUCCCGGUGGGGCGCGUUCACCGGCUGCUGCGGCGCGGGCACUACGCGGAGCGGGUGGGAGCUGGUGCGCCCGUGUAUCUGGCGGCCGUGCUCGAGUACCUGACCGCUGAGAUCCUGGAGCUCGCGGGCAACGCGGCACGCGACAACAAGAAGACGCGCAUCAUCCCCCGUCACCUGCAACUAGCGGUGCGCAACGACGAGGAGCUCAACAAGCUGUUAGGCGGCGUCACCAUCGCGCAGGGCGGCGUCCUGCCUAAUAUCCAGGCCGUGCUGCUACCCAAGAAGGCUAGCAAGAGGGGCAGCGGGCAGCAGUCACAGGAGUACUAGGCCGGCCGGCCCUGCCGGCACCACUCAAAGGCCCUUUUCAGGGCCACCCCAUUGUUCACCGGGAGAGCUGCGAUCCGCGGAGGGAAGGGGAAGAGAGGCGUGGCCGGCCGUGGCUGCUGUGGGGCGGGCAGGAACCGGCCCGGGGCCAGUCAAACACUGCGAGAGCCUAAGGACCCGUUAAUUUAACUCUAACCUCUGGUUCAUUCAGUGGAUGUUGCCUAGAAAAUAAAACUGCUUUAUUUACAAAACAGGA
This is a messenger RNA of Hirundo rustica (Barn swallow), 1053 nucleotides long. Its product is annotated as histone H2A. The transcript has a single exon. The record is from RefSeq and is a predicted model, not a curated record. Gene Ontology annotation, cellular component: nucleosome. Gene Ontology annotation, molecular function: structural constituent of chromatin; DNA binding; protein heterodimerization activity. NCBI's taxonomy places the organism in Eukaryota, Metazoa, Chordata, Aves, Passeriformes, Hirundinidae. The coding region runs from base 399 to 800 and encodes 133 amino acids.